GUUUCUCCACAAAGUCCGUACGUCAAUUCUGUUAAAAUGUUAAAGAUAUUAAUAGUUUCUUUAUUUCUAAGUGUAUGUAGUGUUUACGGUUAUUUUACUUUGCCUGGAAAAUGUCCUGAAAAUGUUCAGUUACAGGAAGAAUUUAGAUUGGCUGAUUUCUUCAACAAAUGGUAUCAAGCAUACCACUACUCAAGCGACGGCCAGCAGCAGAACAAUUGCUCGGUGAUACAGCUAGAGACCAGAGCAACUGGUAUCUACUUGAACCAGUCCAGAGUGGACCGAGGCCUGUUCCAUAGGUACAGUGUUGGAAAACUGGACAUACCAAUCGACAUAACAGAUAGUGCGAGACUGCAUGUAACCUUCAGUUUUGAAGAUGCACCUAGAAGAUUGAUGCACAGAAAGUAUCCUUUCUACGUGUUGGCUACAAACUACAAUUACUAUGCAACUGUGUACACUUGCGAGUACAGUCCUCUUAUUGAUAAACAUUUCAUAUACGUAUGGAUAUUAUCAAGAAAUGAAUUAUUGAACGACGUUUCCAAAGAGCUGGCUGUGAGAUCACUGAACCGCAUUGGUCUGGAUGCCAACAAGUUGGUCAAAGACGAUUGGUCCAAAUGUUCUCCCAAAUAUUAUGAAGAUCGCCAAGCUGAGCCAAUGACAUUUAGGUAUCCUGUACUUAUACGCUAAAAAUGUUCAAAAUAAAGUGACUUUGACCUUUCUUACCAUA
This is a messenger RNA of Spodoptera litura, 724 nucleotides long. Its product is annotated as insecticyanin-A. NCBI's taxonomy places the organism in Eukaryota, Metazoa, Arthropoda, Insecta, Lepidoptera, Noctuidae. The record is from RefSeq and is a predicted model, not a curated record. Gene Ontology annotation, biological process: response to reactive oxygen species; lipid metabolic process. Gene Ontology annotation, cellular component: cytoplasm. Gene Ontology annotation, molecular function: pigment binding.